CAAUAACAAUAAUAAUAGCUACUUAUAUAAGCUACAACCACCAUAUACAUACUCUCGAGACCCUAAAUUACUAUACAUACACUUCCUGCACCAUCAUCCAACAUGCCUCCAACCACCGGCCUAUACAUUGCUUUCUACAACGACCCAGACAGCGUCUACAAACACUGGGCCCUAUUCAUCGACGGCCCCACUCACACCGAUAAAACCAUCCUCAACAUCAUGGGUUCGUCGACACGAUACCGAUUUGAAAUGAGAACUUCAAACCCUCGCCAAGAGCAGAAUCUCUUGGAACUAUUCUAUCUAUGUGAUAUCGACACUUCCAGGAUCAGCGCUAUCAAACAUAUUGCUGAGAAUGAGGUGGUGAUUCACAAUGAAUAUCCGGGAUAUAAUUGUCAGGAUUAUGUGCUGGAGGUUUUGGAGGAGUUGGAGAGUAGAGGGAUUGUUGAUGGGGAUGGGGAUGGGGGUUAUGGACAGAGGAAGGAGGAGCUUGUGAGGAGACAAGAGGGGUUGAUGUAGAUUCUUCUCCGCAUUAUUAUUAUUAUUAUCGAUCUAUUCUCCAGAUCACUAGUACACUUCUGUUUCUGGUAUUAUUGGUGUGUUUUGUUUUAAUAUGUUUUCAUGUUGCAGUUUCUAUAUCGGAAUAGCCGGAUUUUUGUUAGAACCCCUUCGCUUACUUAGCUUAUCUAUAAGGUAGGUAGGUACGUCCAUAAUGUCGAUAGUGGCAAUAAUGUAUGACAAGAUCGCUCAUUAACUAGAUCAGUAGUGUCCAUUCCAUGGGCCAAUGUGAAAUCAUUUGGGUAAUUCUUCCUGCUUGCAUUUCUCACAAUUGGAAGUUGGAUGCAUACCGACUACUUGAACUGUCUCUGGAAAUCGCGAUAUGAUCUAGACCGUAAAUCGGCAUUGCGCCGGGGGAG
Messenger RNA from Paecilomyces variotii, 914 nucleotides. RefSeq lists its product as hypothetical. Bases 103 to 516 code for a protein of 137 amino acids. The record is from RefSeq and is a predicted model, not a curated record. Lineage: Eukaryota; Fungi; Ascomycota; Eurotiomycetes; Eurotiales; Thermoascaceae. The transcript has a single exon.